Messenger RNA from Fusarium redolens, 1051 nucleotides. RefSeq names its product ribosomal protein S8. Gene Ontology annotation, biological process: translation. The transcript has 3 exons. Lineage: Eukaryota; Fungi; Ascomycota; Sordariomycetes; Hypocreales; Nectriaceae. Gene Ontology annotation, molecular function: structural constituent of ribosome. Gene Ontology annotation, cellular component: cytosolic small ribosomal subunit; ribosome. The coding region runs from base 203 to 595 and encodes 130 amino acids. The record is from RefSeq and is a predicted model, not a curated record.
CACGUUGAUUUGCCGAAAUCUAAACGACCGAGUGCGUAGACCCUUAGGGCAAGUGCACGGACCCACCCAUCCACCCACCACUCAAUUUUCUUUUCUGUCGUCGCGUUCCUCUGCUUUGUAGUCUUCAUCAACCGACCAAGUCAAUCUUCGAGAUACCUCAUUUCCCGUCCCGACUUGAGAAUCUCCUCAAAACACCGCCAAAAUGGUCCGCACUUCCGUCCUCCACGAUGCGCUUAACGCCAUCAACAACGCCGAGAAGGCUGGCAAGCGCCAGGUCCUGAUCCGACCUUCUUCUAAGGUCAUCAUCAAGUUCCUUCAGGUCAUGCAGCGCCACGGAUACAUUGGAGAGUUCGAAGAGGUCGAUGACCACCGAUCCGGCAAGAUCGUUGUCCAGCUCAACGGCCGCCUCAACAAGACUGGUGUCAUCUCUCCCCGCUACAACGUCCGCCUCUCCGAGCUCGAGAAGUGGGUUGUCAAGCUGCUCCCUGCCCGUCAGUUCGGCUAUGUCAUCCUCACCACCUCUGCCGGUAUCAUGGACCACGAGGAGGCCCGACGCAAGCACGUUUCUGGCAAGAUCAUUGGCUUCUUCUACUAAAUGGGACGGGAUACCAAUCAAAAAGUGAUUUUUUAAAAAACAGAACACGGCAUUCUCGGCGUUAAGGCAGGAUGAUGAUGACUAUGACCGAUGCGAUUAAUAGCCAUGUUGCUUAUCGCACACGCGAGCACAAGAAUUGAACCUUUACGAGAUGCUCAGACUCAAGACUCAUUAUGAAGUGAAAGUGAAGAUGAAUGUUCAUGCUACUUCCCGACGUUACACCCAUCUCGGGUGGUACAAUCCGUACAUCAGAUUGCUUUAGUUGUGAUUCGAGUAAUCGAACUUGUUGCAUCGCAAUUUUACAGGUGGCAGUCGUACUUUUGUAAAGCCUUUUAAUAAUUCGAUUUUCAUUAUUACCGGGAAUUAUUGUCUAAAUUCUACUUGGCACUGUGAUGCAAGUCGUUGUGCCAACAAAGUACCUGUCGAGCCAUUGUUUUCUUUUUUGGAAGAGUAGCC